Molecule: messenger RNA, 456 nt
Organism: Tauraco erythrolophus (red-crested turaco)
Lineage: Eukaryota; Metazoa; Chordata; Aves; Musophagiformes; Musophagidae
Source: RefSeq, a predicted model, not a curated record
AUGGCAGCCGCCUCUUUCCGCUACGGCGUGACCAUCACUGGGGCUGUGCUGCUGGUGACGGGGACGCUGUGUUUUGCCUGGUGGAGUGACGGUGAGGUGGGCACCUACCAUUUUCCCAGGGACCUGCAGUACUUCACCGCGGAGCCUCUGGAGAAGUGGAACUGCAGCACCUGGGACUCCAGCGCCAUCCCCACCUAUGAAGAAGCCCUGACCUGCAGACCUGCCCAUGUUGCCCCAGCCUACGUCCAGCCCCCGGGGAGGAAGGAGGAGCUCACGCCGCCCCUGUACCGCUACCUGGAGGAGGACGAGGGCUGGCAGGGCGGCCGCCGGGUGAGGGGAAGGCAGAGGGGUCCGUCUGGCUCUCUGAGCGAUCGGUCCGGGGCUGUUGGGAUUGCGGGUCCUGUGGGUGAUGCGUUCGGGGCGGCGGAGGCAGUGUCCUACAAAAAGCCACCCUGA